This is a messenger RNA of Esox lucius (northern pike), 2775 nucleotides long. RefSeq names its product cilia and flagella associated protein 45 (gene cfap45). Lineage: Eukaryota; Metazoa; Chordata; Actinopteri; Esociformes; Esocidae. The coding region runs from base 1010 to 2650 and encodes 546 amino acids. The transcript has 14 exons. The record is from RefSeq and is a predicted model, not a curated record.
GGGGGUGAACAAGACACAAACCCAAAUAUUCCUAUCCCUAUGAAGCUCUCUGUCUCAUAAAAGUUAAACUGCGCAAGCUGUAUUAUCAGAUCCCACAAAAUUACAGAGCAUUUCCUUAACAGUGUCAUUAGCUCAUUAAUGAAAGUUGUUAGUUAACAUUUCAAGAGACUAUUCAUUCAAUGUGAAGCAAAACUUAGCCAGAACGAUUACCAUGUUUCCACAAUAUUUUAUAAUCAUGUUAACAGAGUUGGCGUCUACUCCAUCAACACUGGAAUCCUUAAGAUUUUUUUUUAGCCCAUGCAGCUAGGGUUACAUAGGGUUUAGCCUUGAAUAUUCUGGAUAGUACAGAUUGUUGGAAGGUAGAAUAGUUUGGUCAUUUUGGGCAUAUUUUCCCAUCAAGCCCCAAUCCUCCAUUAUUCCAGUUUUGAAUAUAACAUACUGUAAUCUGCAACAAUCAGAUUCACUCCCUUACACUCACCCCUUUGACCUCCUCUCCUCAAGUGUUCUCUGAUGGUUCUGAAUAGAUUGGAUAUGUGCAUUAAACAUGAUUUUCCAUUUCUUUUUUGUUUAUAGCCCAAAUCAGUCAAUGGGAGAAGCACCCUGUUUUUGGUAUUUGCGCCCCAGCAUUACCUGUUCUGUCACCCACGCUGAACUUCAAUAGUGCAGAAUGGCCAAGUAUCUCCAUACAGGAACUGGAAAGCUUUAUCCAGGAACCACCUCCAACACAGUCUACUUCACCGAGGUCGUCCAUUGUCAAUCAAGACAAGAGAUGAUUCAGCUGGCUUUUUUCAAGAUGCUUCACAGAGGCCACUUGUACUCUUCCUGUUGACGAUGGGGGUUUCCAUGGAUACACAACAACAAAACACCUUAAUUAUCAGGAAGCACUUCUCCCUUAAUAAAGAUCGAAAAAUAGCUAGAUAGGUGCAUUUUAUUGUCUUAUUAUAAUGAUAUUGUUCCUAUAAAUAUUGAAUUUAUUUUUGAUGAGAGUGGACAUUUCUUUAGGAUCAUCAUGAGUGUAAUAGGGUCUUCGUCUACGAGGCUCUCUGGUAGCGUCCAUUCACGUCGCUAUCGCACCCGUGCCCUAACCUCUCACGUGGAUGAGACCCUCUUUGGAACCACAAAACAGGCUUUGUCAGCCUGCGAUGUCAAGGAAACUGAGAGAUGUGGCGGUUUAGGGCCAUGGGGCCAGUCCCAGUCUGCUCCAAGUCAGAACACUCAGAAACCAGAGACAGUUCGCAUUAUCACAAAAGACCUAAUCAGAGAUCUUAAGAUCCCGAGUGAGGAUCCAUCUGGGCUGUCCAUCAUUCUGCGCCCCUCUGAGAUUCAGAGGAUUGCCACUGCUUCUCGAGUUCCAACCAGGGAGGAGCGGGAGGCAAUGUUGGAAGCCCAGCAGAAGGAGAGAGAAAUGGCUAUGGAUGCUGCUGAGGAGAGGAAGGCACAUAUCCGUCAGGCUGAUCUGUCCCGUCAGAAGAACCAGGGUCUAAGCGAGCUGGAAGCUGAGGCAAAGGAAAGAGCUCAGUACCUGUUGGAAAGAGCCAACGCUAUGAGGAUGGAGCAGGAAGACGAAGUCAAGAAACUCAAUGAGUUGAUCCUGGGUGCCCAGUGCCAUGCAGUGCGGGACGCCCAGAUCUUGGAGAGGCAGCAGAUCCUGACUGAACUGCAGGAGGAGGAGAGGCGGCUUGAUGCCAUGAUGGAGGUGGACCGCAGGAAAGCCCUGGAGGCCCAGGAGCAGAUCGAUGAGCUGCGCAAACAUCAGAGGAUCCAGGGAAAGCAGCUGAUUGUGAAACAGAUUGAGGAGCGACUGGAGGACAGGAUGCUGCAGGAUGAGAUAAAAGAGCAGGAGGGCCAGCAAAUGCUGGAGAACCUAGAGAGGAUACAGAUGGAGGAGCUGGAGGCUCUGGAGAGAAAGAAGGAGGAGAGGCAGCGUUUGCAGCAGGAGAUCCUUCGUAUUAAUGAGGAAAGCUUUCUGGCCAAGGAGCGCAAGAAAGAAGAGGAGAGACUUGCUGACCUCCGGGCCGUGGAAUACACCCGCAAGAAAAUGGAGCGGGAAGCUGAGUACGAGGCUGAACAGAGACGCAUCAUGAGAGAAAAGGAGAAGGAGGUGGCCAGACUGCGAGCCAUGCAAGAAAGAGAGAGAGACCACAAGGCAGAGCAGGAUGAGCUUCGAGCCAGGAGAAAUCAGGAAGCAGCAGAAAGGGAUUGGAGAAAAAAAGAGAAAGAGCAGCUCAAGAAGAAGGCAGAGGUGGAAGAGAGGUUGAAGGCAGCUCGCUUACAACAAGUGACACACAAGGAGCACCUCCUGUCUAUUGAGGCUGGGCGUGAGAGGGCUGAGUUUGAAAGGGUGUUGAGGGCCCAGCAGGCAUCCAUCUCUAAAGAGAAGGAAAAGGAGGAGAAACACAGGAUCAAAUUGUUGCGUCAUGCAGAGGGGGUGCGCCAGCAAGUGAGGGAGCGGGAGAUGCAGGCUAUUGCCCUGCGCAAAGAGAUCUACAAAGAAGGAGACCGUCUGAAUGAGGAAGCCCGUCUACGCCGCAUCCGCCUUGACCAGAUCAAGGAGAAGAAGCUCAGUGAGCUCAAGGCUGCUGGGCUACCAGAGAAGUAUUGCAAUGAAGUGGAAAGAAAGGUCCAUGCUCUCCCUGCUCUGACUCACUAGCAUGAUACCCUGCAGAAAAAAACCUUGUAAGAUUUUACAAUUCAGAUAAACCAGUACCUCUAACUGGGUAGAGAGAAUUCUUUGGCAUGGGAGAAAUCACAAUAAAGAUGACUAUACAUUACAUA